Messenger RNA from Fusarium poae, 2034 nucleotides. RefSeq lists its product as uncharacterized. The transcript is spliced from 2 exons. Bases 1 to 2034 code for a protein of 677 amino acids. NCBI's taxonomy places the organism in Eukaryota, Fungi, Ascomycota, Sordariomycetes, Hypocreales, Nectriaceae. The record is from RefSeq and is a predicted model, not a curated record.
AUGGAAUUUGUGUCCAAGAUAGUUAGACGGCGCACAAUAAUUAUUGUGGCCGUGUUUAUCUUCUGUUUGACAUGGCUAUUCGCUAGUAAUCCACAUCACCAAUUCAUCGUAAGUGUCAUUGUUUUUUAUCGUAAAUCAACUGUCCAACAUGUUGACGUUUCCCAGACCAAAUCAUCACAUCAUGGAGAGCCAAAAACUUCUCGUCUCCACUACCUCAUUCCCUCGAGUAUAGUCAACGACGCUGUCUGUGCUGGCAUAGUCUCGGCGCUUGUCAACCAAUAUCCCAUCCCUACGUUAAUCGGCUUCAAGGGCGAGAAUGAAUUUGACUCGGCAGACCAUCUCGCCAAACUACGUGUCAUGAAUCGUUACUUUGACAAUCUCAGUGCGCAAGAUGAUGACCUAGUUAUCAUUGUUGAUAGCUUCGAUGUGCUAGCACAAUUACCUGCAGAGGUUAUGAUCGAGCGUUACUUUGACAUUUCAAAAAAGUCUGAACAACGGCUUGCUGACCAAAGAGGACUUACCGUUGAUCAGUUGCAUGAGCUUGGGAUUCGUCAAACUAUUCUCUACGGUGCUGGGAAGAUGUGCUUUGUCGGAUCACCGAAUGAGCCCAUGUGUCCAUUGAUGCCAGCAUCAAACUCUCCCCGCUACAAAUUUAGUGCCAGGACCGGGAACGAGGACGCAAGGUUUCUAGACUCACGGUACCUCAACUCAGGUACCAUCAUGGGACCUGUGGGUGACGUAAGAAAGUUUGUCAAAGCUGUGCUCGAUCUUGUCAGGGCGGAUGACGAAAAUGUUGAUCCAGAAGACACAGACAAGGUCAGGAUUCAUCACAUGGAUCAAUGGUUCACAGCUCAACUUUAUGUGCGCCAAGAAUACCAUCGUGCUCUCGAUAUGAACGACGGAGAGUAUCCCAUGGACUUGAGCAACCUUACCUCACUACCAAGACCGAGAGAUGGACCAGAAGAUAUUACAGAGUUUCAUGUCUUUGUAGACUUUGAUUCUGCAUUUACUCAAACUCAGUGUCGCAAUGAACUCGAGAUUCAGUUCCUCAAAUACAAGAACCACGAUCUCACUGCAUCCAUCGACCGGGACUUUUUACAACAAGGUUCUUCUUUUCGGCCAUAUAGUAUUCAAAUGCCUUCAAAUCUUUAUCAAGCUUUUGGCAGAGUUUGGGAGAGGUUAUCAGCUGUCCCUGAAUUGGAAAUAUCAUUACCACAGAGGCAGUGGAUUCAGCAAACUUAUUUGGCGACUAACAUCGGGUCGGAAAGCAUCUACGCAUUUUACCACAACACAUGCAAUAAACGAUUCUUUCUUGAACGGUACAAGCACUUCUGGUUCUAUCGAUAUACUACCACGCUGCUUGAACAAGCGAGAGCGCAUAUACAAGAAGGGAAGCCUAUCCAUCCAGGAAUUAUAGAUGGGCUCAGAUUGUGGGCUCUAUUUAAGCGAGAACCAACCGCAGAAUCUUCUUCAGCUUGCCUCAUACGAGACAGACAUAAGUGUGUUGUAUCACGCAAGUUCGACGUCGAUGAAGCUAUGGAGCGUUACGAAAGACAUGGUCCAGAAGGCGCUGUUGACGACGACGGCGCUCGGUUAUUUGGUACCGGAUACAACCAAGAUCGUCUGGUAGUCACGCAUAUCCUACCACCAGUUGACAGAAUAUAUACCGGUAAUAAUGCGGUACUCGAACUUCUGGAUGAUGGCGUUACCGACAUGAUUAGGGGUGUGUCCAAUACCUUGACGCUGACCGCAAGAAAUGAGUUUUCUUUCAGCAACUUUGGCAUGUUUUUUGAGCGGGUUGGAAAGGAGGAAAAUACAUAUGUCAUCAAGACAUUUCUACCUCGUGCACUCAAUCAGCCACUCACUCGAACCCUUUUCGUUCCUCAGGAUACAAGUAUCGAUAUGCCAUCGGCCCGGUUAUUAAAUGUACAUCGUGCUAUGGCGCAGAUUCUACAUCUUUCCGGGGCAGGCGCUUACAUCGAUGAGAAGCUUGAUAUAAGUUCUAGUUACGAGGUUCCCAAGAGUUUGGCUUAA